AAGAAGAAGAGGUCAAAGGGCGCCCUCUAGUGUUGCUGUGCCGUCGCUUCAGCUCCUCUACUGACGUGAAUGUGUCACAUUACACCGCUGGUCUGGACAUGAGACGGAUAUACCUCCUCGGGCUCUAUAUUUAGAUGUCUAAGCUGUACAAAACAAAUCCUUUCUGUUCCCUCUGAGAGAACUGAAAUCAUCUCAUUAACCAGACUGUUUUGAGGAAGGCCAAAAUAAGGAUGGCCUCUGUUAAAAAAGACGACAGACUAACGAGGUCUCAGAGCUUUUUGUGCGUCGGUUUCGCCGGAUUUUUCAGUAAAACCGUCACGUCACCUUUGGAGGUGGUGAAAAUCAAAAGCCAGGUGGGCACUUUUCAUUGUAAAAGAGGUUUUUGGCAAAGUUUUCUUCUCAUCUACCAGAAUGAAGGACUUCGGGGAUUUUGGAAGGGAAAUCUCGUGUCUUGUCUCCGGUUGUUUCCCUACUCUGCAGUCCACCUGGCAACAUAUAAAAAGAUAGUCCACCUACACAUGGAUGAACUGGGCUUCAUCUCUCAGUGGAGGGCCAUAUUCGCUGGUGGACUAGCUGGCGUUGCUGCUGCUCUGGUCACGUAUCCUCUGGAGGUGGCAGAGACCAGACUCAUUGUUCAGAACUGCAGAGAGCCCACGUACGUCGGCGUCGUUCACACUCUCUCAAAGAUCUCCAGGAAUGAAGGGCUGCUUGCUCUCUACAGGGGCUUUUCCCUCACUGUCUUAGGUGCAUUUCCCUUUUCUGUUGGAUGCUAUGCGGUCUACAUGAACUUGGACAAGCUGUGGCAGGAGCCUCCUUCUCGCUUCUCUUCCCUCCAGAACUUCAUCAAUGGUUGUCUUGCAGCAGGAGUGGCUCAAACCCUCUCCUACCCUUUUGAAACUGUUAAACGGAAGAUGCAGGCGCAGAGUGCCCGUCUCCCUCAUUUUGGUGGAGUUGACGUUCAUUUCAAUGGAGUGACUGACUGUUUCAUACAGGUGGUCAGAAACAAGGGCGUCCUCUCACUGUGGAACGGUCUUACUGCCAACACAAUAAAGAUUGUUCCCUACUUUGGCCUUCUCUUCACCUGCUUUGAGAUGUGUAAGCAGGUUUGCCUUUACCGCAACGGGUACAUCAUCUCACCUCUGAGCUAUAAACUUGCUCCAGGGGUCGACCAGAGCCUCGGGCCAUACGAGCUGCAAGAGGUGAAGCGCUACUUGAAAAACAGGAAUUUUGGGUCAGGGGAGUCGUCCUUUGGAAACCGCUGGUGAAACUUCAUAUGAGAAGAUGUCUUGUGAAAAGUAUCGGCUGCUGACCACACUUGACCAGCAAACUGAGUCAGGAGUAUUUGUUGGACUUAAGAGACUAGUAAUAUAUAACAUUGUUUUCCCAGUGUUAUAUCUUCAUUACAGCAGUUAACACAUAUUUACUGUUUCUCCUGGCAGCAACGGUCUACCUCCUUCAGAACAUUGUUAUUUUAUCUGACAGUAUUGUUUGUAAAUGGUUUGUUCACUCAACCACAAUGUAUUUUCAUGACUGUCUUUAACUUAAUAUUAUGUGCCUUAAGAGUUACCUACUUAUUUUGGGGCUUGUUUCAGUUAUUGCGGCAAAGACAUUACAUAUUGCCAUAGUGUAUUCAUUGAAAAUGCUCUUUCAUGUCAUAAAUUAAAAUGUAAGCAUCAUGAAUGUUUGAUAUUGUUGUAUAAUAUGCAAUUUCGUGUGAUAGAUUAUAUUUUUAAUGUAUAAAAAAGGCAAAAUGUUGAUUGUGAUGGAAGAAAUGUGCUUAAAACAUUAAAAUUUUCUUU
Molecule: messenger RNA, 1799 nt
Organism: Thunnus maccoyii (southern bluefin tuna)
Lineage: Eukaryota; Metazoa; Chordata; Actinopteri; Scombriformes; Scombridae
Gene: slc25a43
Product: solute carrier family 25 member 43
Exons: 5
Coding region: 231-1265 (344 amino acids)
Biological process (GO): transmembrane transport
Source: RefSeq, a predicted model, not a curated record